Diachasma alloeum is the source of this 1759-nucleotide messenger RNA. RefSeq names its product ATPase family AAA domain-containing protein 1-A (gene nmd). The transcript has 6 exons. Gene Ontology annotation, cellular component: mitochondrial outer membrane. The record is from RefSeq and is a predicted model, not a curated record. Gene Ontology annotation, molecular function: ATP hydrolysis activity; ATP binding. The coding region runs from base 372 to 1493 and encodes 373 amino acids. Lineage: Eukaryota; Metazoa; Arthropoda; Insecta; Hymenoptera; Braconidae.
CAGAAAUCUACCUUAUCGAUAAAAAAUGGCGGCUCCCUUGACGAUAACGUACGUUCCAAGGAUUGAACCCUUCGCCAUUUAUCCAUUUCCCAACUGAACAAAAACAAUAAUUUAAUAUAAAUUUAUUUACACAUCUGCCUCGUUCUAGUGAGCACUCAGAUGAAAGUCAUUCCCAUGAAAAUUAAUUUAUGCAAUGGUAAUGACACUGUUACCGUGACUACGAAGUCACUGUGAUCCCGUGGAGUUUGGGGAUUCCCUCGUGCGACCAAAAUUUGUGCAGUUCAUCUCGGAGUAAUUGAACUUGUGGUGAUUAUAUUCCUUCGAGGAACAAUUAAGUGUAAAACAUUGCUACGGAAAAUUAAUCUUCAAGAAUGAAUCUCGCAGACGGUGCUAGUAUGACUCGUGGGGAGAUGCUCUCCUUGAUCGUUCGGCUCUCCCUGGUAACAGCGGUUGGAUUUGUCAGCAUAAGGUGGAUAAUGACUCAGUUGGAUCCCAUGUCAAAGGCUAAGAAGAAAGCUAAGGAGAGGGCGGAAUCUCAAUUGAGAAAAUUGGGGAAAACGAACAGUGUAAGUCUGAUUGUUGACACCAAUCAGCUGACAGAGUACGAGAUGAUGAUUGCAAGCCACUUGAUUGAUCCGCAAGACAUUCCUGUAUCUUGGGAGAAUAUUGCUGGGCUUGACUCGGUUAUUCAAGAGCUCAAGGAGACUGUCAUACUUCCGAUAAGGCGGAAGGAGCUGUUCGAGGACUCCAAGUUGACGCAGGCACCCAAGGGAGUGCUUCUACACGGACCACCUGGCUGUGGAAAAACCAUGAUUGCAAAGGCCACUGCCAGGGAGAGUGGCACAUGCUUUAUAAAUCUCGAUGUCAGCAUUUUGACUGACAAGUGGUACGGAGAGAGUCAAAAACUCACUGCUGCUGUAUUUUCACUGGCUGCCAAAAUACAACCCUGCAUUAUUUUUAUUGAUGAAAUAGAUUCAUUUUUACGAGCGAGAACUUCUCAGGACCACGAAGCAACAGCUAUGAUGAAAGCGCAAUUUAUGUCGCUAUGGGACGGUCUUAUUACCGACCCAUCGUGCACUGUUAUUGUCAUGGGUGCCACGAACAGACCACAAGAUCUCGAUCGAGCAAUACUUCGACGAAUGCCAGCUACGUUUCACAUAGGUUUACCAAAUGAACAUCAACGCACGCAGGUACUCAAGGUAAUCCUGGCUAAAGAGCCCACGGCUGAAGACGUGGACGCUGCGAAAUUAGCAAAACUGGCAGAAGGAUUUUCUGGGUCUGAUCUGCACGAGCUGUGUCGAACUGCCUCGAUGUACAGAGUGAGGGAUUACUCACGAGAACAUACAAAUGCAUCAAACCAAAGUAUCCCCGAGGAAGAUGAAUACCAUGACGCUAUACGUCCAAUAACCCAAGACGACCUGAUAACAGCAUUCAAACGUAUGAGAAUGUCAAAAGUUCAAACCAGUGGAUUGACAAAAAUUGAUUUAGACUAAGAAAAUUAAGGCACUGUCACCCACAUUUCUGUUACUUUUAAAAAUAACGAAAUCACUAAGUUAAUUUUUUAUUUGGUCAUCGAUUAUUCAUAUGCAUCAACCAACGUAGCUACACGAAUGAAAAAAAUUCCAGAAAAACCUAUCUAGAAAAUUCUAUUGCAUUUCUAUUAGUCUUUGGCCGAUUCUUUUCAAAAGUUCAAUAGAAAACAUUCAACAGAAAAAGUCAAUAGAAUUUCCUCGACUCGAAUUUUCUAAAUUUUUUCCAU